Puma concolor (puma) is the source of this 3465-nucleotide messenger RNA. Lineage: Eukaryota; Metazoa; Chordata; Mammalia; Carnivora; Felidae. The record is from RefSeq and is a predicted model, not a curated record.
AUGGGUCUCCGGGGGAUGUUCUGCUUCCCCCUGGGGCUCCUCUUUGGCUCUGUGCUUUUGGUGGCCUCAGCCCCGGCCACCCUCGAGCCUCAGGGCUGCAGCGACAAGGAGCCGCAGGUUACUGUCAGCCACACCUACAAGAUUGAUGUGCCCAAGUCCGCUCUGGUCCAGGUCGAGACUGACCCCCAGCCCCUUAGUGACGAUGGAGACUCGCUCCUGGCCUCAGGGGAGGCCGAGGAACAGAACAUCAUCUUCAGGCACAACAUCCGCCUGCAGACGCCACAGAAGGACUGUGAGCUGGCAGGCAGCGUCCAAGCCCUCCUGGCCCGAGUGAAGAAGCUGGAGGAAGAGAUGGCGGAGGUGAAGGAGCGGUGUGAUGUUCAGCGCUGCUGCCAAGGAGUUGCCGUGGUGGCCCCCCAGGGCCUGCAGCUGCUCAAGAGCACGGAGGAUUCCCUGCUGGUGAGCUGGGAGCCGGCCAGCGAGGUGGACCACUACCUCCUCAGCUACUACCCCCUGGGAGAGGAGCUCCCUGGGAAGCAGAUCCAAGUGCCGAAGGAGCAGCACAGCUAUGAGAUCCUUGGUUUGCUGCCUGGCACCAAGUACAUGGUUACCCUGCGCAACGUGAAGAAGGAGGUUUCCAGCCGCCCACAGCAUCUGCUUGCCACCACGGAUCCGGCUGUGCUUGGCACCGCGUGGGUGACAGAGGAGACUGAGAGCUCCCUGGAUGUGGAGUGGGAGAACCCCCCGACCGAGGUGGACUACUACAAGCUUCAGUAUGGCCCUCUGACACGGCAGGAGGUGGCUGAGGUCACCGUGCCCAGGAGCAGUGACCCCAAGAGCCGAUAUGACAUCACUGGUCUACAGCCCGGAACAGAGUAUAGGAUCACUGUCAUCCCCAUGAAAGGAGAACUGGAGGGCAAGCCGAUUCUCCUGAAUGGCCGCACAGAAAUCGAUAGCCCAACCAACGUGGUCACCGACCGAGUGACAGAAGACACAGCGGUAGUCUCCUGGACCCCAGUCCAGGCUGUCGUAGACAAGUACGUGGUGCGCUACACCUCUGCUGAUGGGGACACCAGGGACAUGGCGGUGCCCAGGGAGCAGAGCAGCACCGUCCUGACGGGCCUGAAGCCGGGGGAGGCGUACAGAGUCUACGUGUGGGCCGAGAGGGGCAGCCAGGAGAGCAAGAAGGCCGACACCAAGGCCCUCACAGACAUUGACAGCCCCCAAAACCUGGUGACCGACCGGGUGACGGAGAACACGGCCACCGUCUCCUGGGACCCGGUGCAGGCCGUCAUCGACAGGUACAUGGUGCGCUACACGUCCGCCGAUGGAGACACCGGGGAGGUGCCGGUGGGGAAGGAGCAGAGCAGCGCCGUGCUGACGGGCCUGAGGCCGGGCGUGGAGUACACGGUCCAGGUGUGGGCCCAGAAGGGGACCCGAGAGGGCAAGAAGGCCGACACCACGGCCCCGACAGACAUUGACAGCCCAACAAACCUGGUGACCGACCGGGUGACAGAGAACACGGCCACCGUCUCCUGGGACCCGGUGCAGGCCGUCAUCGAUAGAUACAUGGUGCACUACACGUCUGCUGAUGGAGACACCGGGGAGGUGCCGGUGGGGAAGGAGCAGAACAUUGACAGCCCCCAAAACCUGGUGACCGACCGGGUGACAGAGAACACGGCCACCGUCUCCUGGGACCCGGUGCAGGCCGUCAUCGACAGGUACAUGGUGCGCUACACGUCUGCCGAUGGAGACACCGGGGAGGUGCCGGUGGGGAAGGAGCAGAGCAGCGCCGUGCUGACGGGCCUGAGGCCGGGCGUGGAGUACACGGUCCAGGUGUGGGCCCAGAAGGGGGCCCGGGAGAGCAAGAAGGCGGACACCAUGGCCCCGACAGACAUUGACAGCCCCCAAAACCUGGUGACCGACCGGGUGACGGAGAACACGGCCACCGUCUCCUGGGACCCGGUGCAGGCCGUCAUCGACAGGUACAUGGUGCGCUACACGUCUGCCAAUGGAGACACCGGGGAGGUGCCAGUGGGGAAGGAGCAGAGCAGCGCCGUGCUGACGGGCCUGAGGCCGGGCGUGGAGUACACGGUCCAGGUGUGGGCCCAGAAGGGGGCCCGGGAGAGCAAGAAGGCGGACACCAUGGCCCCCACAGACAUUGACAGCCCCCAAAACCUGGUGACCGACCGGGUGACGGAGAACACGGCCACCGUCUCCUGGGACCCGGUGCAGGCCGUCAUCGACAGGUACAUGGUGCGCUACACGUCCGCCAAUGGAGACACCGGGGAGGUGUCGGUGGGGAAGGAGCAGAGCAGCGCCGUGCUGACGGGCCUGAGGCCGGGCGUGGAGUACACGGUCCAGGUGUGGGCCCAGAAGGGGGCCCGGGAGAGCAAGAAGGUGGACACCACGGCCCUGACAGACAUCGACCCUCCCAAAAACCUUCGUCCAUCUGCUGUUACACAGUCCGGGGGGGUGUUGACCUGGAUGCCCCCCUCUGCUCAGAUCGAUGGCUACAUUCUGACCUACCAACUCCCAGAUGGCACCGUUAAGGAGGUACAGCUUGGAAGAGGGAACGAGAGACUUGAGUUGCAAGGCCUUGAGCAGGGCAUCGCCUACCCAGUCUCCUUGGUUGCCUUUAAGGGUGAUCGCCGGAGCAGGAGUGUAUCUACCACCCUUUCCACAGUUGGCGCCCGUUUUCCACAUCCUUCCGACUGCAGUCAAGUUCAGCAGAACAGCAAUGUCGCCAGCGGUCUAUAUACCAUCUACCUGCAUGGUGAUGCCAGCCGGCCCCUGCAGGUGUACUGUGAUAUGGACACGGACGGAGGUGGCUGGAUUGUCUUCCAAAGGCGCAACACUGGACAGCUGGAUUUCUUCAAGCGUUGGCGGACCUACGUGGAAGGCUUUGGGGACCCCAUGAAGGAGUUCUGGCUUGGACUCGACCAGCUGCACAACCUCACCACUGGCACUGCCACCCGGUAUGAGGUGAGAGUGGACCUACAGACAGCCAACGAAUCCGCCUAUGCCGUGUAUGAUUUCUUCCAGGUGGCCUCCAGCAAGGAGCGGUACAAGCUCUCAGUCGGGAAAUACAGAGGCACGGCCGGGGAUGCUCUUACUUACCACAACGGAUGGAAGUUUACAACUUUUGACAGAGACAACGAUAUUGCCCUCAGCAACUGUGCCCUGACACAUCAUGGUGGCUGGUGGUAUAAGAACUGCCACUUGGCCAACCCCAACGGCAGAUACGGGGAGACCAAACACAGUGAGGUAGGCGACAGGCUUUCAGCACCGCCCGCGCCCCCCCAUACGCACAAUGCCGCAGUGCUUGUUGCUAGAUCUGGUGAGGGCGGUCUAAACAGGAAUUCGCAUUUCUCCACCACCGGCCAAGAUGAGGACUUGCCGGGACCUGGAAACUGCCGUGGGAGCCGUGCCGCCCGGAGGACUGGCAGGGGAAACCUCAGCUGA